Messenger RNA from Talaromyces amestolkiae, 1632 nucleotides. RefSeq lists its product as uncharacterized. Bases 1 to 1632 code for a protein of 543 amino acids. Gene Ontology annotation, molecular function: carbohydrate:proton symporter activity. Gene Ontology annotation, biological process: transmembrane transport; carbohydrate transport. The record is from RefSeq and is a predicted model, not a curated record. The transcript has 8 exons. NCBI's taxonomy places the organism in Eukaryota, Fungi, Ascomycota, Eurotiomycetes, Eurotiales, Trichocomaceae. Gene Ontology annotation, cellular component: membrane.
AUGGUCGCUCAAGUGGCGCCAGUCGAGAGUGAAAUGACUGUAAAGCCAGGACAUGAAGUGAUUGAGCACGAAAAAUUGCAGAUUGUUGGUAGCUCACGACUGGCUGAGGCACUGCUCAUUUCCAAGCCCGACCCAUGGGGAAGUGGCUACCUUCGCAUGUAUCUUUGCUGCGGACUUAUUUUUCUUUGUUCAACAAUGAAUGGAUUCGAUGGGAGUCUGAUGGGCAGCAUUAAUACAUUACCAAAUUACACACAGUACUACAAUCUUCCGUCGAGCGGAAGUGCUGGAACUGGAAUUGUUUUCUCUAUAUUUCAGAUUGGGCAAAUGGCUGGCGCUCUCUUCAUUUGGGUUGCUGAUUGGCGUGGCCGCCGUCUACCAAUAUUCGCUGGCUGUGCCGGUGUUUGCAUUGGUACAAUUGUGACUUGUGUAGCGUCAGACUUGAAAACCUUUGUGGGAGGUCGAUUUUUGCUCUCUUUCUGUUCCACGAUUGCCAGCACAUCUGCACCACUCUAUCUCAUCGAGCUUGCAGCGCCUCAAUAUCGAGGAACCGUAGCCGGCAUGUACAAUACACUAUAUUAUCUGGGAUCAAUCAUCGCAACUGCCGCAGUAUAUGCCGCCCACAAUAAUCUUUCAAAUGAUGGAGAGCUUGAUUGGCGACUGCCAUUAUGGCUUCAAAUGCUCUGCCCUGGACUCGUUACCCUAGGUAUUUGGUUUUGUCCAGAGUCUCCGAGGUGGCUGCUCGCAAAAGGUCGACUUGAAGAGGCUAAAGUCAUUUUGACUGAAUUGCACGCCAAUGGAGUGCACGACCAUCCGCUUGUUAAUCUCGAAAUUGCGGAAGUUUCGGAAUCUAUUGAGCGCGAAGGGAUGCUGUCCUGGCGAACUUUCUUCGAUCUAAGGGUGCUUUUUCGAACCCGCGCAAGAAGAUAUAGAAUUGGAUUGAACAUCGCAUUCUCAUGGUUUGGACAGUUCUCGGGAAAUAAUGUGGCAUCCUAUUAUUUACCCUACUUGCUUGAAAAUGUUGGAAUCACAGAUACCAACACGAAGCUCCUUUUAAACAUCAUUUAUGCAAUUACUGGAUGGAUUCCCGCAAUGAUUGGCGCGAGACUGCACGAUGUUGUUGGCCGACGCAAAUUGCUGCUUGCAUCGACAGCUGGUAUGGCAGUCUGCCUUGCUCUCGCCGCUGGUACAGCAGCUGGUUAUGUGCACACGGGCAGUCAUGCAUCUUCUUCAGCUUCUAUAGCUUUCAUCUAUCUUUUUGGAUCCGUGUUCGCAAUUGGAUUCACUUCGAUGCAACCCAUUUACCCCGGAGAGCUUCAAUCAUUAGGAAUGGGUGUAAUGCAGCUUACAAGCGGUUGUGCGGGAUUUGUUAACACUUUUGCAGCUCCAAUUGCACUCAAAAACAUUGGAUACUGGUUUUAUGUUUUCUUCGUGGUAUGGGAUAUUUUCGAAUUCUUCGUAAUUUACUUCUUCUUCGUCGAAACCAAAGGUCGCACCCUAGAGGAACUUGAUUCCGUCUUCGAGUCGAAGAAUCCCCGGAAGGCCAGCACUCAGGUUGUGACGAUGUCCACAAAUCUUUCCAGUGACCAGAAAAAUGGACAUGUCCAUUUGGAAUCACUUGAGCCAGUAGCUUGA